CUCAAAUCUCAAAAACAAAAAUUAAAAAAUAUGGUCCAGUUUCACGAACACAUCAUCACGGACCUUCUAGAAGACCCCGCCGGCGGCAUGGUCAUUCUCUCCGGCGGCCUCUCUCUCCACAAACUCAUCUCAAAUCUCGUCUCUCUCCACCACACUUCCCAAGGCACUCUCCUCAUCCUCGCCUCCUCCCCUUCCCAGAGACAGUCCAUCCUCCUCAACACCCCCAAUCCCCCCGCCCCCGACAAUCUCGCCGAAAAUAUCGGAGCCCGGGCUCCGACAAUCUCGGAGAUCACUUCCGAGCUCCCGUCGAACCAGCGCGCGUCGCUGUACACUUCAGGCGGCGUCGUUUUCGUGACCUCGAGGAUAUUAAUUGUCGAUCUGUUGUCGAAUCGGUUGGAGCCGACGGUGAUUGCUGGACUGAUUAUACUUAAUGCGCAUACGUUGUCUGCGACGUCGACGGAGGCGUUUAUUGUUCGGAUUAUGAGGACGGGGAAUAAGAAUUUGUAUGUUAGGGCGUUUUCGGAUAAUGCUCAGGCGAUGGUUUCGGGUUUCUCGAAAGCCGAGAAGACGCUGAAGUGCUUGUACUUGAGGAAAUUGCAUUUGUGGCCGAGGUUUCAUGUGUAUGUGAAGCAGGAUUUGGAGAAGGAGCCUCCGGAAGUUGUUGAUGUUCGGGUUCCGAUGACUAACUACAUGAUGGAGAUUCAGAAGGCAUUGAUCGAGGUUAUGGAUGCGUGUUUGAAGGAAAUGAGGAAGACUAAUAAGGUUGAUGUGGAGGAUUUGACGGUAGAGAGUGGAUUGUGUAAGUCGUUUGAUGAGAUUCUUAGGAGGCAGUUGGAUCCGAUUUGGCAUACUUUGGGGAAAAAGACGAAGCAACUUGUUUCGGAUUUGAAGACGUUGAGGAAAUUGUUGGAUUAUCUUGUUAGGUAUGAUGCUGUGACCUAUUUGAAGUAUUUGGAUUCCUUAAGAGCAUCCGAGAGUUUCCGGUCUGUAUGGAUAUUUGCAGAGUCAAGUGUUAAGAUUUUUGAGUAUGCGAAGAAGCGAGUUUACUAUUGCAAGAGGUUGGAGGAUGGGAAAAUAGUUGGACAGAGUAAGACCAAAACACCUAAAAAGAGAAAACUGCAAGAUAAGAACAAGGACAAUGAAGAUUCUUUACCAGCAAGUACAAAUAUUCAAGUAGUUUUGGAGGAAGUUCUAGAGGAGGCACCAAAGUGGAAAGUCUUUCUUGAAAUCCUUGAAGAGAUAAAGAAUGAUAGACUGAAACAAGCUUCGUCGACGGAAGAUUCCGUCACAGAAGAAAUUGACGAGGGAACUAUUUUAGUAGCUUGCAAAGAUGACCACUCAUGUGUGCAGCUUGAAGAAUGCCUUACCAAAGGUCCCCGCAAGGUCAUGCAAGAUGAGUGGGAGAAAUAUUUGCUAAGCAAAGUAGAACUGCAAAGUUUGCCAAAACACAACGGUAAGAAGAAAUCGAAGGAAUCUAAAGGAAUUGGGGUUCUUGAUGGGACGAUCCGAAAGAUAUCUGGAAAUAAUACAGAUGUCAGUAGCAUUAGCAAGCAGGAAAAUGAUGCAUUGCUUGCAGCAGCCACUGAUUUACGUAAACAGGUCAAAAAAGACAAGGACAGAGAUAAUUCUGAAAUGUUGGAGGACAAAGCAGAACAUCAAAAAGGAAAGAAGAAAAGGGCCUCAAAAAAUAUGCCAACCACUUCAAAUAUCGAUGAUAAAAAUAGUGCUGCAGCUGCAAUGAAUAAAAGAUCAGAUAAAGUUUCCUCUGAAAGUCACAAGAGAACAGAUCCAGAGGUUAUUGGUGAUGUCCAUACAAGCAUAGUUAAGGAUUUUUCUGCCGACAGAGGGAUUAUUUGGAAGCAUAUGCAAAGUGUUGAUACUGAGGGAACAACAGAGUCUAAUCUACUCCCACCAGUGCUUUUCUAUGCCAUUGAUAGUGAUAGUCAUGUACUUGACAUCUUGGAACCCUCUGUAAUCAUUGUUUACCAUCCUGAUGUGGCUUUUGUCAGGGAAAUUGAAAUCUAUAAAUCUGAAAAUCCUUCAAGUAAGUUGAGAGUAUAUUUUCUUUUUUACGAUGAUUCCACGGAGGUUCAGAAGUUUGAGGCUAGUAAUCGCAGAGAACAUUCAGCCUUUGAGUCGUUGAUUAGGCAGAAAUCUAUGAUGAUGCUCCCAGCUUAUCAGGAAGGCAGUUUUUCGGGGUUUGAUCCUCCCAUUGAGCCAGCGUCUGUAGCUUCCCAAAAUUCAAUAACCAGGAAGGCAGGUGGAAGAAAGAAAAUUGAAAAAGAAAUGCAAGUCAUAGUGGAUAUGAGGGAGUUCAUGAGUAACCUUCCAAAUGUACUACAUCAGAAGGGUAUGCGUAUUAUUCCCGUGACAUUGGAAGUUGGAGACUACAUUCUUUCUCCAUUAAUAUGUGUGGAGAGAAAAAGUAUACAUGAUCUUUUUGGUAGUUUCGCAUCAGGGCGUCUCUUCCAUCAAGCAGAAAUGAUGAUUCGUUAUUAUCGGAUGCCUGUUCUUUUAAUCGAGUUUUCGCAAGACAAAAGCUUCUCAUUUCAGUCAGCUAGUGAUAUUGGCGAGGAUGUUGCACCAACCAGUAUAAUAUCCAAGUUGUCCCUGCUGGCUCUGCAUUUUCCUCGUCUGCGUAUUGUUUGGUCACGUAGUUUGCAUGCCACAGCUGAGAUUUUUGCUUCACUCAAAGCAAAUCAGGAUGAACCUGAUGAAUCCAAGGCACUUAGGGUUGGUGUACCCUCUGAAGAUGGUAUUAUAGAAGAUGAUGUGAGAGCAGAGAAUUAUAACACAUCAGCAGUGGAGUUCUUGAGAAGGCUUCCCGGGGUUACAGAUUCCAACUACAGGGCUUUAAUGGACGGGUGUAAGAGUUUGUCCGAACUUGCGACCCUUCCUGUAGAGAGAUUAGCUGAGUUGAUGGGUGGUCAAAAAGCUGCCAAAACGUUAAAGGACUUUCUUGAUGCGAAGUAUCCAACUUUACUCUAGGCUUACACGGAUGCUUCAUUCUUGGAAGAUACAUUUGCAAAAUUUUAACAUUGUCGUCCCUAAGAUUUAAUUUUUCUUGUUGGAGAAUUAGGUUAAGAAUAUGGCUUUCAACAUUUUAUUCAUCAUUUCAUUUGUAUGAUUUAAUGUAACUUUAGCAAGAAAAAUGGAUAUGUCAAAAGGAGUUGAUUGUUCAAAUCAAUGUCAAUUACUCAAAAGUUUCUUUACUA
Messenger RNA from Daucus carota subsp. sativus, 3215 nucleotides. Its product is annotated as DNA repair endonuclease UVH1. Gene Ontology annotation, biological process: double-strand break repair via homologous recombination; nucleotide-excision repair involved in interstrand cross-link repair; resolution of meiotic recombination intermediates. Lineage: Eukaryota; Viridiplantae; Streptophyta; Magnoliopsida; Apiales; Apiaceae. Gene Ontology annotation, cellular component: nucleotide-excision repair factor 1 complex. The record is from RefSeq and is a predicted model, not a curated record. Gene Ontology annotation, molecular function: single-stranded DNA binding; single-stranded DNA endonuclease activity; damaged DNA binding. The coding region runs from base 31 to 2988 and encodes 985 amino acids. The transcript has 9 exons.